This is a messenger RNA of Neomonachus schauinslandi (Hawaiian monk seal), 1950 nucleotides long. RefSeq names its product interferon gamma receptor 1 (gene IFNGR1). Gene Ontology annotation, molecular function: cytokine binding; cytokine receptor activity. Gene Ontology annotation, cellular component: membrane. Gene Ontology annotation, biological process: type II interferon-mediated signaling pathway. The record is from RefSeq and is a predicted model, not a curated record. NCBI's taxonomy places the organism in Eukaryota, Metazoa, Chordata, Mammalia, Carnivora, Phocidae.
CCGGAAGUGACGCGAGGCUCCGGCUCCAGGCUGGACGCCCGCAUUCUCUCAGGGCCGCACCCUGAGUCAACCCCGGGCAGCAUGGCUCUGCAACUUCUGUUCCUCCUCGUCUUGCAGGCCGGGAGCUGGGCUGAGAUGAGCCCCGCGGAUCUGGAGCUGUCUUCGGUGCCGAUACCAACCAAUAUUAAAUUUGAGGCCUAUAACUUUAAUACUGUCCUAUUUUGGGACUACCCAACCAUGCCACAGACCCCUGUUUUUACUGUACAGGUAAAGAACUAUGGGUAAGUGGAAGCAAUAUGGAUUGAUGCCUGCAAUACCUCUCAUCAUUAUUGUAAUAUCUUUUCUGUAAUUAAUGAUCCAUCACUUUCUCUGUGGGCCAGAAUUAAAGCUAGGCUUGGACAAAAAGAAUCAGCCUAUGUAGAGUCAAAAGAAUUUAUUUUAUGUAAACAAGGGAACAUCGGACCACCUGCAGUGGGUAUCAGAAAGAUGGAAAACCAAAUCAUCAUUGACAUAUUUCACCCUUUAACUAAUAUAAGUGGAAGAGAGCCAGUACCCAUCUAUGAUGAAAAUAAUUGUCACAUAUUCAUGUACACGGUGGAUUUGAGAAUAAAUGGAAGUAAGACCACGUAUAAAAUGAAAGUAGAGAAUGAAAAUGAUUGCAAUGAGACUCAGUGCCACCUCGUUAUCCCGGUGUCCUCCCUGAAUUCUGACUACUGUAUUUCAGCAGAAGGGGAAUCAAAAGAUUGGUCUGUUAAAACUGAGAUGUCCAAAGAACUUUGUAUUACCACUUCUGAUGAUAACCGCAUGGAAGAUUCUAUUUGGAUUCCAAUUGUUGCUGUUCUCCUACUUUUUCUAGUACUUAUCCUGGUAUUUGUCUGUUGUUACACUAAGAAGAUGAAUCCGUGUAAGAGGGAGAGCAUCAUGUUACCCAAGUCCUUGCUGUCUGUGGUAAAAAAUGCCUCUUCAGAGACAAAAUCUGAAUCAAAAUGUAUAUCACCCAUCACCUACCAACCGAUUGCCCCAGAAAAUGAGAAGAUGGUCUGGGAAGAGCAGUUGUCUCCAGCAACACUUGGUACGCCCACUGAAGACAACCUAGGAAAAAUGGAACACCGAGAAGACGUUUCCAGUGAAAUAGAAGUGGUGACCACUGAAGAAAAUACUUCUGACGUGGCUCCUGGUAGUCCUCUGACCCCAGGAAUGAGAGAGAAUUCUGUCCAUCCAAAUAGUAACCAGUCUGAACCCUGUGUCGUCACCUUAAACUCCUUUCACUCCAGAAAUGGUUCUGAUAGUGGCGUUGUGGAAUCUGACAGCUUCUUAUCUGACUCAGAAUUUCCCCCAAAUAAUAAAACCGAAAUAAAGACCGAAGGACAGGAGUGCGUGGUGCUGAGAAACACUACCACCUCCUUUGGUUACGACAAGCCGCAUGUGUUAGUGGAUCUGCUUGUGGACGAAAGUGCUAAGGAAUCCUUGAUUGGUUAUAGACUGACGGCAGAUUCCAAAGAGUUUUCCUAAGGGCAACGAAGACGUGCCAACUUUGAAGGAUCGGCUUUUCCCAAACAGGUUUUCCGCUUUGAUUUCACGAAAGGAUCAUUCUUUCAGAAAUUGUGUCUUUGUCGAUAUUAACCAAGUAAGAGUAUCUAGGUUUACAUAAAUUGCCAAGAGGCUCUUUGGCACUGUGAAAUUUGGUCUGAAAACUGCAAAGGCUUUUGAAAUUUUCCAUCUAGGUGGGCUGUUAGUUAACAGUGAAAACUCUUUUAAGAACCCUGCUUCUUAUGAUAGUAGGUGAGAUACCCCAGGGUCCUUUCUAAUCACUUCCAAGACCUAGAAUAGACUUUUUUUCUUUUCUGUGUCUCAGCUUGGUAUUUGUUUUUGGAACUCUACGAGAUAUAUAUAUAUAUAUAUAUGUACAUAUAUAUAUAUUUUUUUUUAAUAGAGCAUGAGAGCAUGAGU